AUGCUGAUGAUUAGUAGUGGUGAGCCGUUGUUUAUGUUUCGUCCUUUUUCUUAUUGUCUUGACACGUAUCAGUCGGCGGUUAGCAAGGUUCAGCGGCAAGCCGCGGAGGAGUAUAUAAGAGGAGGCGUCUUUCCAAAUGUUUCAUUUUUCCUCCCCACAACACAGCAUGGACGAAGACUGGAUUAUCUUAUCAAAUUUCGUAACCCUCAAUUAUGGGGGAAAUUACAAGAUGUUAUUCAACCACCAAUACAGUUACCAGUUGGUGGUAACAUCGAUGGUAUAGUUCCCCAAGAAUUAUCGCAUUUGAAACUUAACAGAUCUUUGCUCAUGCAUUUGGAGUCGGUUUAUCAAUAUCAAAAUGACAAAUCCCUGAAAGGUAAUAUCGAUAUUCAAAAAUCCUUUGGCGAUGAUGUUUCUGAUAGUGAUGUCUUACGAUGGUUUUGGCCAAAUUAUAAAUUGUUGGCAAUCAUUUUAUCAUUAAAGAAGGACCCCGGUGAUAUUUUACGUCUUUUCCAAUGUUUCCAAAUGUUUCUCAUCUCAUUUAGUUGCUUUCAUUGCAAACAGUCCAACUUUCUUACAGAUGUCAUGAUUAUAAAAUUUGUGAAAAGUGAGCUUGUUACCAUUAGAGAGAGGCCCCCUAAGUCAACCGCUAAAUUUGUCCCCUUGGGGUCUACUUUCCAUGAAAGCUUCCAACUGAAUCGUAUGUGUACAUUACAUUUUGACACAGUGCGUCAGGUAUUGGAAUUGCAAUCUAAAAUAGAACAGAGUUCACUCGUUUGUGUGGCUUUUGGUAAAAUUUGUUUGGUUUUGGAGAGCUUAGUUCAUGUUCUCUUGGCACACCGUGAUUCAAGUAAAGCUAGUCAUUCCACGGCAUCAACCGCCAAUUCCGCAUUCAGAAACCGAUAUUUGAAUCGAUCUCGAAACAUGUCUCACAAAUAUACUAAUGAAUUGUUUGCCGCUCUGAAAAAGGGAGUAGGCUCGAAUCAGGAAAAGACCCACUCAUUGAGAUUAAUUGUGAUGGAACUUUUAACGUUGAUCGAUAAAGUCCAUUGGCCUCAUCAUCACCCUAAACCAACUGAGGCUCAAACAGACCGAUUAAAUGUACAAUCUACCAUUCUGGUUACUGGCGAUUUGGAUCUAAUAGCUAAAUUCAGAUUGUGUCAUUGGCCCGAUUGGUCAGUCCAUCUUGAACACAAAUGA
Zygosaccharomyces rouxii is the source of this 1200-nucleotide messenger RNA. It is a transcript of the gene MEI4, whose product is annotated as Mei4p. The transcript is spliced from 2 exons. Bases 1 to 1200 code for a protein of 399 amino acids. Lineage: Eukaryota; Fungi; Ascomycota; Saccharomycetes; Saccharomycetales; Saccharomycetaceae. The record is from RefSeq and is a predicted model, not a curated record.